Messenger RNA from Microthlaspi erraticum, 588 nucleotides. Lineage: Eukaryota; Viridiplantae; Streptophyta; Magnoliopsida; Brassicales; Brassicaceae. The record is from the annotation of a GenBank genome assembly.
AUGGUAUCUAAGGAAGCUUGGCUUGAGCAAGCUCUUCAAGAUAGAGUGCAGCGAGUACUCAUGCUCACCAAGGAGUUCCUCUCCACAGUAGCUCUUGCCUUCCCCAACAACAAUGGAGACCAACCAGCUGGUGAUGGACUCCUAUUCUUCAAGAUAGGCACCAAUGGGCGCAUCUCCAUCUCAGCUCUAUGCCAACUCUUUGGACUUCCAAAUGAGACAGCCAUGACUUCAAGGAGAACUCAAAGAGGAAACAAGCUGCCUUUAAUGAUUGGACACACUUUGCCAAUGAACCAUUCUUGCCUUCAAGAUCAAAGGUGUCUAGAAUCACUCAUCCAGCCAUUCGCUAUGUGCACCGCCUCAUCUCCACCACUUUCCAAUGCAAACAAGAAGCCAACAAGGUCACAACUGAUGAGUUCUACAUCCUCACCACACCAUUCAUCAAGCAUGAGUACAAGGCCAACCUUGGCCUUUGCUUGCCAAGACACUCAUCAAUGUGAGGAAUCUAGCUCAAGACUUGGAAGGCAACAAGAAGCUUUGUGUGCGCUUUGGGAGACUCAUCACGGCCAUAGUGCAACAUGUGGGGAUUGA